Solea senegalensis (Senegalese sole) is the source of this 5485-nucleotide messenger RNA. It is a transcript of the gene nod1, whose product is annotated as nucleotide-binding oligomerization domain containing 1. NCBI's taxonomy places the organism in Eukaryota, Metazoa, Chordata, Actinopteri, Pleuronectiformes, Soleidae. Bases 238 to 3057 code for a protein of 939 amino acids. The record is from RefSeq and is a predicted model, not a curated record. The transcript has 12 exons. Gene Ontology annotation, biological process: regulation of apoptotic process. Gene Ontology annotation, molecular function: protein binding.
UAAUGUACCGUCUUUAACGUAAAAUAACUGGUGUGUGUUGUGUUUCACAUUUCCGCGGGUGCGUGAAUGCACCACAGGUUGAGAAACAGUGGAGGAGAAAUGACGCGUAGAUGCUGAAAUAGUAUCACUUCCUUCAACAACAAACUGCCUUUUCACAGUGAAUUAAGCUCAAGUAUUCACACGUAGCGCUGUGGAGACAACGUUAAGCUAUGAAGUGACGGUGUUGUGCAGUAAACAAUGGAUUCGACGCAAAAGGCCAAAUGCGUGCACAUGCUCACCCACCACAGAGAGCUGCUGGUGUCCAGGCUGAGGAGCAUUCAGUGCAUCCUGGACAACCUGCUGGCCAGCGGCUUCCUCUGUGAAGAGGACGUAGAGAUCGUACGGCGGACUGUCACCAAGAUGGAUCAGGUGCGCAAAAUCUUGGAGCUUGUCCAGUGCAAAGGGGAGGAGGCCUGUGAAUACUUUCUCUUUAUCAUAUACAAAGUAUGUGAUGCAUACAUAGACCUCCAGCCAUGGCUGAAAGAGAUAAACUUCAACCCAAGGAGUCACAUAGCAGCGAUGAAAGUGGUGAACACGGAUCCCAUCAGCAGAUAUAGUGAGAAGCUGAGGCAGGAAAUGAGCCGGGACACCUGUUUCAUCAUGUCUUAUGGACAGCAUGACGAGACUCGUCUGGAGGAUCUUUACACCGACACCCUGAUGGAGCUGUUCAAUGACUGCAAUGAAAGUCUGGGCUUCAUGGAGAGCCUGGACCAGCUCCUGGGAGACCACGCAGUCUUCAAUCCCCAAGGUGAAAUCACCUAUGUGAUGGGGGACGCCGGUGUGGGAAAAUCCAUCCUCCUGCAAAAGCUCCAGAACCUCUGGUCCAAGAAAGAGCUGCAGACGGACGCUGUCUUUUUAUUUAAGUUCCGCUGUAGGAUGUUCAGUGUUUUCAAGAAGACUGAACAGAUUUCCCUCAGAGACCUUCUGUUCAAUUACAACUGCCACCCGGAUCAUGAUCCAGACAAUGAGGUGUUUGAUUACAUCCUACGCUUCCCUGAAAAGGUUCUUUUUACAUUCGAUGGUUAUGAUGAGAUUCAUGAGGAUCUAGACCUGUUGAAUGUGCCGGAAGUUGUGUCGCCAGAACACAAGGCCCACCCUCUCCAGCUGCUUGUGAGCUUGCUCUGUGGAAAACUACUGAAGGGCUCCCAGAAGGUUCUGACAACUCGGACGGGGAUCGAGAUCCAGAGCAGAGUGAUCCGAAAGAAGGUGGCUCUGCGAGGGUUCUCGCCAACUCAUCUGAAGACCUACAUUAACUUGCACUUUCAGGAGCAGGAGCACAGAGAGCUGGUGUCAGUCCAGUUGGAUGCUAGCCCCCACCUCUGCGGCCUUUGCUCCACCCCUCUCUUCAGCUGGAUUGUUUUCAAGAGCUUCAAGCACCUGCACACAAUACAUGAUAGUUUUCAUCUGCCCGAUACAUGCGUCACGCUCACUGACAUCUUCCUCCUGCUCUCCGAGGUGUUUCUCAGCCACUCAACUUCAACCGCUUCGUCUCAGCUGAAGAAAAGCACCCGCUGUGCCUCACAGACGUUCAAAUCGAGGCUCAGGCCUCUCGCUGCUUUUGCCAAACUGGCACUACAGGGUAUGGAGGGCGGCACCUUCAUUUGUGACCAGGAGGAAAUCACCGCAUGUGGUCUCAGAGAGGAGGACCUGUCGCUGGGCUUUCUCAGACCUGUCAGCGAGUAUGACGCCAGAGGAAGCUCUGCAAACUUUGAAUUCCUCCACAUUACCCUGCAGUCUUUCUUGGCGGCGUUUGCUCUUGUGUUGGAUGAGCAGGCUCCAGCUAACUCCAUUCGGAAGUUCUUCACAGAGUGCAGCAGGCAGAGGGAACCCUCCUGCCUGCUCUUUGACUCGUGUAUCAAUAACUCCUCAAAGCACAGUGAAAAGAACCCAUUUGUGACCAAUGAGCACCUUCAGUUCACUAAUCUCUUCCUGUGCGGGCUGCUGUCCAAGGCUCACAAUGACCUCAUGGGGCAUCUGGUUUCCCCUGUGUUACUCAAGAAAAAACGGGCCUUGCUGAAAUCCUACCUGUCCACUAGUGUUAAGUCCCACUUGCAUGGCUUACCCCACUACGCCAGCGAAGGAGGCAACAAAGUCCACGUUCUGCCAAACUUUCUGUGGAUGCUGAGGUGCAUCUUUGAGACCGGGAGCCAAGACAUCGCUCAGAUGACGGCGAAAAGCAUCACAGCGAACUUAAUCAAGCUGGGUCACUGCAAUGUGUACUCGGGGGACUGCACCGCCAUUAACUUUGUCCUGCAACACCAUCAGAAACUCCUGGGUGUCGACAUGGACAACAACAACAUCAGCGAUUAUGGCGUGAAGCAGCUGAAGCCUUCGUUCUGUAAGAUGACAGUCGUGAGAUUGUGCGUCAAUCACCUGUCAGACAGUAGCAUCGAGGUGCUCGCGGAGGAGCUGUGUAAACACAAAGUGGUGGAGGUCUUGGGACUUUACAACAACCACAUCACAGAUGUUGGCGCAAAGCUCGUCGCUCAGAUAGUUGAAGAGUGUCCAAAGUUGCGGGUUCUCAAGAUUGGUAAGAACAACAUCACUAGUGUUGGUGGGAAGUAUCUGGCCAGUGCAAUUCAGAAGAGCAACUCUAUAUUUGAUGUGGGAAUGUGGGGGAACAGCAUCGGUGACGAGGGAGCAGAAGCAUUCGCGAAGGCUUUGCGGCACCACCCCAAUCUCACCAACCUCAGCCUGUCGGCCAAUGGCAUCACAUCGACGGGAGGGAAGUUUCUGGCAGAGGCUCUGAAAGAGAACAGCGUCCUCAGGAUAUUCUGGUUGGUGCAGAAUGAGUUGGCGGAUGACGCGGCCCCACACUUGGCUGAGCUGGUCGAAGCGAACACAGGUUUAAGUCACCUCUGGUUAAUCAACAACAAGUUCACUGCGCACGGGCUCAAACACCUCGCCGAGGCCUUGACUCACAACACAGCACUCAAAGAGAUAUGUGUGAAAGGAAACCAGCUCUCUGCAGAGGAAGAGAAUCAGUUUGAGGCAGAGAAAAGGCUGCGCUUCCACUGACCGGGCCUCUCCUGUCCAACUGGCACAUGUUGAGGACUGUAUCUUGACAUUAUCCUGACACGCGUAUGGCGCUUUACGGUAAAGUGUGUAACAAUUAGUGACAUCUAGUGGUGAGACUGCAUAUUGUAACAAACCUUUCGCCAAGAGAGCCAGGGAACUAGUGGCCUUCGUAAGUUCAGAAAGGAUGUCACGCUCCUCCGUUUGUGUCCUAAGCUUCCACAGGCGUAGAAUCAUGGCGUCACAAGAUGGAGGCCUCUGUAAAGCAAAGCCUGAAGUGCACUCGACAACAGUUUCAACAACCACAUUGCAAAUGUUUUUGCUCCACCUUGAUCUUCACAUUCAAAUCAUAUUACACAUACAGCAGGCACCCGAUUCAUUUAAUUCAAGCCCAUAUGCAAUCACCCAUGUAUUAACACAUUAUUACCACAACAUGUACUUGUUGGGAGACACUUCCUCCUUGUUGAGGUUGUGGAGAGUUUGUGUCCUUAAUCUGUAGCUGUAGUAUUACAGGGGUGUCUGUCCUGAGUUGGAGUUUGGCUGUAAUACUCUCCAUCAAAAAUACAUUUUUUACUCUUACAACAGGCAUAGUUUUUAAGGGGGAACCUGUCAGUGUGUCAGUUUUUAUAUUAGUCCACGUCUCCUCAGUGCCCAUGCGGAGGAAGUGGAAGCAGCUGUGUAGCCUUCACUUCAUCAAAACUCAAAAAUGUCCACUGUGGGCUACUGUAAAAGCAAAAUAGCAGCUUGAUAUAACUAUAAAAGGCAAUUUGUUUAGGGGUAAUGAGGUUAAUUAUUUUAAAAAAUGUGCAUGAUUUCACCUUAAUUUUACACAUUGGUCCUUUUAAAUCAUCAAUCUAUCAGAUUUUUGGAGAAUUAGGUCUUUUUUGUAUACAAUAUCUCAUACAUUUGACUUCAGUUCAUGGAAAAUGGGAGUAAAAUGGAAGCGUGUGGAGGUGAAUGUGUGCAAUCAGUGUCAGGUGUGUUGAUUUGACACAGCUGCCGCUCGUUUGUAAUCAUGCUCACCCUUGAAAUGCAGUGGCAGUGAGUGACUGCUGCACACACGAGGACAAACACACGAGACACGUCCACCAGAGCAGCCAGGACACUCUGAGAGUGUGUGUCUCAAAAAAGGUCCACACUCAGACAAGGAAGAAAGGGAAUUAUACACGUGUUUGUGUGAAGUCUCUGUCACACACUGGACAUUUAAAGACAUUUCCCGUCCUUGUGAUGAACCUGUUCAGUGUCCACUGACACUUUGUUUUCAAACCUGUGUCAGUUUUAAACGACUGCGGUGGGAAAAAAAAGGAAGUGGUAUCAACAGUCGGGCAACUUCCUUCACGACGAGCCUUCGCUCGUGUCCGUUUAUAACAACCCCUUAUUUUGUUCCGUAUGAAUAUUCAGUGUGUCUUAAAAAAAAAGAAGAAGCAAACUUCAAUAUUUAUUUCAAUGUAUUAAAAUAUAUAUUGAACCCACAGCUAGUGGAAUGGUUUGAUGUGGAUGAGUGAAUGAGAGAUGAAACUUGACUAGUCAUGAGAGGUUAUCGGACGCCCUCUUGUGGUGGAAUCACAGAACAACAACAGCAGUCAACAUUACUACAUUAUACACAAGUGUGUGGUAGUACACGGUUAAUACACGAGCACUCAGGAGGCAUUAUUUCAUGAGUAUGUGGUAGUCAUUGUUAUAUUACUACACACACACACCUGUGACUUAUUUGACCUUGUUUUUAAAUGAGUGUGUGAUAGUCGAGUAUGAGUCAUUCCGGCACCCCUAAUGUUUCUUGCCGGUGAGCCCCAGUGGCCUAAUGGAUAAGGCACUGGCCUCCUAAGCCAGGGAUUGUGGGUUCGAGUCCCAUCUGGGGUGAAAGGUUUUGGGCAGCCCUGGUGCCCCUGAGCCCCCUUUGUUCUCUGGGGGCAGAUUAGUGCCCUGUGUGUGUUUGAAGGAUUAGUUAAUUCUGUGUGUGUGUGUGAGAAAAUGACAGAUAAGUACCUGGGAGUCAUGUUACAUGAGAACGUGUUAGUCAUGAUAGUUUUUAUUUUGGAUCAUUAUUUAAUUUGUAUUAGUGCAUGAGCACCAUUACUGCAUUAAACACAAGUGUGUUUAUGUGGAAGUCAUUACUACGCUGUUACAUGAGAAUGCAGAAGUUAUUAAAAGUUAUUGCUUCAUACUAAUAAAUGGGCCCAUCAUUCUUUAUUGAUCAUACGUACAGUGCUUGACAAAUGUAAGGUUUAUGCCACAGCAUUGGUAUUUAUCCAAAUCAUUAUUUGAUGUUUCUGUAACAGUUCAUAUCACCAGUAUGUGGAAGCUCUUUAACCAAACUGAUAUUUUCUUAGUUUUUUAAUGCUGAAAUAGAAUUAUUAUUAUUAUCAUCCAUGAAUUUUCAAAUUGACUGGUUUACAAAAAAAACCCAAUAAAGCACAUGAUUCUUUCUUAA